AUGCUUUACAACUUUGUUGGGCCAGACGCCCUCGAUAGAGCCACCGAAGCGGAACUGCUAUCAUACAUCAAAUCGGUUGCAGUAAAAACGAUUUACCCUGAAGUUUACCGACAACAGUUCAUCUCAAUGCGACAAAGUGACAGCGAAACGAUCACUCACUUCAUCUCCCGUUUAAAAUCUCAAGCGAUGCUCUGCAACUUUUCACGUAAAUGUGACUGCGAUGACCAAAACUGUGAAAUAUCGUAUUCCGAAAAUAUGAUUAUGUCGCAAAUCAUAGCAGGAUUAUUGAGCUCCUCCCAUCGCACAAAGAUCUUAAGUGAAAUGACUUCCAUAGAGACACUUACCCAAAUGACAGACCACCUCCUUACACUCGAAGCAACCGCCCAAGCCACGGAGCACUUCAAACCAUCAUUGCCCGCCCAAUCAGAUGUAAGCGGCGUCAAAUCCGACUACCAACGCUACAAACGUAGUGACUUAAGACAGAAGUCACAAGGCAACAAUCGCCCAAACUAUCAGGAAGGGGAUCGAAAAUGCAUAGGAUGUGGACACAACCGUCAUCCAAAAGGAAGAGAGCAAUGCCCAGCACAAGGCAAAAAAUGUAAUAACUGUGGAAAACUUAACCAUUUCGCGAAUGUUUGCAUGAGCAGUAAGACGAACGCCAUUCAAGACGCCCCAGUUCCAUCCGACCCAGCCGAAACUUCCUUCCUUGGUAGCAUCACCGAGUCCUUCUGA
Hydractinia symbiolongicarpus is the source of this 732-nucleotide messenger RNA. RefSeq lists its product as uncharacterized. Bases 1 to 732 code for a protein of 243 amino acids. The transcript has a single exon. The record is from RefSeq and is a predicted model, not a curated record. NCBI's taxonomy places the organism in Eukaryota, Metazoa, Cnidaria, Hydrozoa, Anthoathecata, Hydractiniidae.